AUCCUCUUCUUCCACAUCGUCUUCUGAACCGUCACUCCACCUUCCUACAUUCACUCACUCCCGCACACAUUCACAACCCUACUUAUACCCCAAAUUCCGCCACCUUUGCGUUUAUUCCUUUUUGCGGUUCGACAGUGCCAUGUAUAACAAUAAAAACGCUAUGAUUCAAAGAUCAAUAACGACGCGACCUUCCCGAAUGUCAAGCCGAAAUCGUCGUGCGGGCUGAAAGAAGAACGAACCCCGAAUGAAGAUCCGUCCGUAUUCGAGUAGUACAAGCAGGUAUCGAUAUUAGCCCAAUCCAACCGGGUUUACUCAGCAUCGAAGAUGCUCGUUCCGCCGGAUAUGUUGGCCGCACAGUCCAAGAUGGUCUACCAAAUCAACAAGUACUACACGGAGAAAGUCCAAGCAAGGAAACUGCAGAUCAGUAAAACCAUCCAGGAAGUGUGUCGGGUCGUACAGGACGUCCUCAAAGAAGUCGAGGUACAAGAGCCCCGAUUUAUAUCAUCGUUAACUGAUUACAAUGGCCGAUACGACGGACUAGAAGUAGUCUCGCCUCAUGAAUUUGAAGUCGUCCUUUACCUCAAUCAGAUGGGAGUCCUUAAUUUCGUUGAUGAUGGUACUUUGCCAGGAUGUGCCGUACUGAAACUGAGCGAUGGCAGAAAGAGAUCCAUGUCCUUGUGGGUUGAGUUCAUAACCGCGUCUGGAUAUCUGUCGGCCCGAAAAAUGCGUUCCAGGUUUCAAACGCUGGUGGCCCAGGCUUGCGACAAGUGUUCCUACAGGGACUCGGUAAAAAUGAUUGCCGAUACGACGGAGGUAAAAUUACGCAUUCGGGAACGUUUUGUGGUGCAAAUAACUCCGGCUUUUAAGUGCGCGGGACUUUGGCCGCGAUCGGCCGCUCACUGGCCGGUUCCCCAGAUUCCCUGGCCUCAUCCCAAUCACGUGGUCGAAGUGAAAACCGAAGGAUUCGACCUGCUCUCAAAGGAAUGCCUCGCGCUCCAAGGAAAACAGUCUGCGAUGGAGGGCGACGCUUGGAUGCUGUCGUUCUUCGAGGCGGAAAACAGGCUCCUGCAGGGAGGAUGCCGGAAAAGGUGCCUGAGUAUCUUAAAAACGUUACGAGAUCGCCACCUCGAUCUACCCGGCAACCCUGUAUCCGGUUAUCACAUGAAAACGUUGCUACUCUACGAAUGCGAGAAACAUCCGAGAGAAACUGAGUGGGACGAGUCGUGCAUAGCGGACAGGAUAAAUGGCAUUUUCUUGCAGCUCAUAUCGUGCUUGCAAUGCAAAAGGUGCCCUCAUUAUUUUCUGCCCAACGUCGACCUGUUCAAAGGAAAAUCGCCGACGGCUCUCGAGAACGCAGCGAAACAAGUCUGGAGGCUAACUAGAGAGAUGUUGACGAACUCGAGGUGUUUCGAUAAACUCUAAACAUUGUGUCCUGCUGUGCUUUUAAAUACUUGGGUGCAUAAUGUGCAUGUUUUUUGUUGGGUUAAUGAGAAAUGUAAGUCAAUCGUCUUUUUUUCUUUGACUGCUACCACGUAAACGUACUUAUAAAAAUGAAUAAAAUCCUUUUCUAAAACAGUAAUUGUCAUGAAAAUACAUUUCAUUUUCAUAUUUUAGAAAGCUUGGAUGAACGUAGGUAUUUCACACCAUGUGACUAUGAAAAAUGAAUCUCAAACCUGUUUGUUUCUAUUUAUACUUUGAUUUUACAAGCAAUUAAUUUUAACGAAUUCUAAACUUAUGGGAAACAUUGGAUAUUUAUCCAAAUGUUAUGGAUUUCUUGGAUGUAGGCGGGUGUUGAUUUACGUUAGAAAAGAAUUCGAUUCAGUUCUUAUUGUCUACUGUGUGAUAUAAAAAUUGUUAUAUCAAUUGAUCGACCAAAAGGCCGUAAAAGACUGUGAUGAAUAAAAUUGUAUAAAGUGUAUAAUAAAAUUACUAUAAUCGUAAGUCGAUUUUGUAAUAAAUAUUGUCUAAUAAUAAUUACUACGAACGAGGAGUGAUGUUCACGAUAUUUAAAAUACGAAUGUUUUGUAUACAUAUAAUGAUGUUUUCAAUAAAAUAAAGUUUCAGUAA
This is a messenger RNA of Agrilus planipennis (emerald ash borer), 2067 nucleotides long. Its product is annotated as protein mab-21. The transcript has a single exon. NCBI's taxonomy places the organism in Eukaryota, Metazoa, Arthropoda, Insecta, Coleoptera, Buprestidae. The coding region runs from base 325 to 1422 and encodes 365 amino acids. The record is from RefSeq and is a predicted model, not a curated record.